Messenger RNA from Pseudomassariella vexata, 816 nucleotides. RefSeq lists its product as uncharacterized. Lineage: Eukaryota; Fungi; Ascomycota; Sordariomycetes; Amphisphaeriales; Pseudomassariaceae. The transcript is spliced from 9 exons. Bases 1 to 816 code for a protein of 271 amino acids. The record is from RefSeq and is a predicted model, not a curated record.
AUGGCGGACGAAACUGAUUAUGAACAUGAGAGCGCACCCAGCACGGAUGGAACAUAUGCAGAGCAUACGCAAAACAUCAGCGACAACGAGAAGUUAAUUCUCUGGUUUAAUGGCGUUACACAGGAUGAAGAUACAGAGCAAGGCUCAUAUAGCUGUCAAUGGGAUAUUCCAUCGGAAGCUAUCCCAUAUAUGGGGUUUUCUCCAGAGAUGAUCGAAAACUUUGGACUAAUAAUCAGUUCCAAUGGGCGCCAAAGGGUUCAAGUUCACCAAAUCGAAGAUUAUUAUAUCUUACCAGUAUAUCCUCAUACACACUCAACUGGAAUUGCAACCUUUGUUCAUGUAGCAAAGCCGUUAUUACCAGACAAUCCAACACCACAAGAGAUAAGCGCUGCUUUUACGAAGAUCAAAACCCAAAUCGAGUUUAGUUUAGCGAACGGUAAUGGAAAUGGUCGCUAUAAUAUAACAUCGUUGAAAUUCCUCCAUGGUAUCCGGGUCUGUGGACAUGCGCACCCGAAGGUCACUUCAUAUACAGAGGAGUAUAAUUGUGUAGAUGUUUCAAAAAUCCGAAAUAUUGUUCGGGAGCUCCCAAAGCCUACUCUUAGUAGUAUACAGCAGAUGCUUAAAGAGGCUACUGAAAACCCGCACGUUAGUACAUCUAAGUCCUCUGGCAAGCGCAAGCGUACGUUCAUGGAACCUCCCGCUCUAGAUGACGAUGAGCAGGAGACUCCUAGCCGGCAGAGAGUUUCUCGCAAGCGUGGUGGUAGAGGUGGCAGAGGUGGUAGAGGAAGCCGGUCGACCACUCGUAACUCUGCUUGA